This is a messenger RNA of Oxyura jamaicensis (ruddy duck), 2522 nucleotides long. It is a transcript of the gene SLC27A6, whose product is annotated as solute carrier family 27 member 6. Bases 260 to 2155 code for a protein of 631 amino acids. Gene Ontology annotation, molecular function: long-chain fatty acid transmembrane transporter activity; long-chain fatty acid-CoA ligase activity. Lineage: Eukaryota; Metazoa; Chordata; Aves; Anseriformes; Anatidae. The record is from RefSeq and is a predicted model, not a curated record. The transcript is spliced from 10 exons.
GCGGCGCUGGUCGCAGCGGGCGGAGGAGAGAGCGGCCGAGCCGGGGCUGAGGCGGGCGGCUUGUGGCAGCCGGCGGCUGGCCGGGUUCCCCAGCGCUGCUGUUGCCCGGCGGGGGUGUUACCGCGGGCUGCAGGCGCUCCUCUCUUUAGGAGGAAAGGCAGGGGAAAGCCUCGACCCCUUUGGGGUCUCCUGUCAGGCUCCGCACCCUGCCAGGCGGCUCCCUGCCUGCCGACUCCGUGCGUCGAGCCGUUGUGGGGACAUGCGUGUCUGGGACAGCCUUUCUCCAUUCCCAAUGCUGCCCUCCUGGGUUCCGGGCGUUGCCGCCGGGAUUGCCUCCUUACACCUCAUCCAGAAACUCCUCUUCCCCUACUUCUGGGCUGAUCUGAGAUACUUGCUGAAAGUACUGAUGCAUGGGCUGAAAGUGGAGAUCUACAGGCUGCGAGGGAAGAUUGUCACCGUCCUGGACAAGUUUGUGAAGCUGGCUGAGGAGCAGCCCCACAAGCCGUUCCUCAUCUACGAAGGGAAGGUGCACACCUACCAGGAUGUGGACAGGCGGAGUAACAGGGUAGCACAGGUCUUCCUUCACCACGGUGCUCUGAAAAAGGGUGACACGGUGGCCUUGCUGAUGGGUAACGAGCCUGACUUCAUCCAUGUGUGGUUUGGACUUGCCAAGCUGGGCUGUGUGGUGGCUUUCCUCAACUUCAAUAUCCGCUCCAGAUCUCUCCUACACUGUCUCAGUAGCUGUGAGCCCAAGAUACUGAUUGUGGGAGCAGAUUUGCUUGGGACGCUAGAAGAAAUUCUUCCUAAUCUCCAAAAGGACAUUAGUGUUUGGAUAAUGACCAAAGACUCCACUUUUCCAAGUGUGCAUACUCUUUUAGACAAGAUGGAGGCUGUUUCUGAAGACCCUGUUCCGGUUAAUCGACGUUCUGCCAAUAACCUCAAGUCAUCUGUUUUAUAUAUAUUUACUUCAGGAACAACAGGUCUUCCAAAGGCCGCAGUUAUCAGUCACAUGCAGGUUCUUAAAGGAGCUGCUGGACUGUGGGCUUUUGGUGCUACUGCAGAAGACAUCAUUUAUAUUACCCUGCCUCUUUAUCACAGUGCAGCAUCUCUCCUUGGCAUCGGUGGAUGCAUCGAAUUAGGGGCAACCUGUGUCUUAAGAAAGAAGUUCUCAGCUAGUCAGUUCUGGAAUGACUGCAAAAAGUACAAUGUGACUGUCAUCCAGUACAUUGGAGAACUUUGCCGUUACCUUUGCAGGCAACCAGCAAAGGAUGGAGAAAAAAAUCAUAAAGUCCGACUGGCAGUUGGAAAUGGAGUAAGAAAUGAUGUGUGGAGAGAAUUUUUAGACAGAUUUGGUGCCAUUAAGAUCUGUGAGUUUUAUGGUGCUACUGAAGGAAACAUUUGUUUCGUGAACCACACAGGAAAAAUUGGAUCUGUUGGACGCACCAAUUUCUUUUAUAAGCUUUUUUUUCCAUUUGAAUUAAUCAAGUAUGAUUUCCAGAAAGACGAACCAAUUAGAAAUAAGCAUGGUUGGUGUGAGAAAGUUAAGAAAGGUGAGGCUGGUCUUCUCAUUUCCAAAGUGAAUGCAAAGAACCCCUUCUUUGGUUAUGCUGGCAAUAAGAAACAUACAGAAAAGAAAUUACUCAGUGAAGUAUUUAAGAAGGGAGAUCUUUAUUUUAAUACUGGAGAUCUAAUGGUUCAAGACCAUGAGAACUUCCUGUAUUUUUGGGACAGGAUUGGAGAUACCUUCAGAUGGAAAGGGGAGAAUGUUGCAACAACAGAAGUUUCUGAUGUCAUCGUAAUGUUGGACUUCAUACAAGAAGCAAAUGUGUAUGGUGUAUCUGUGCCAGAUCAUGAAGGAAAAGCAGGAAUGGCCUCUCUCAUUUUAAAGCAGAAUAAAUCAUUGGACUUAGAGCAAAUGUAUAAGCAAGUGGUGACCUAUCUACCAAGUUAUGCCUAUCCUCUUUUUUUAAGAGUCCAGGAAACAAUGGAAAUGACCGGAACUUUCAAACAACAAAAAUUUCGAUUAGUGGAUGAAGGUUUUAAUCCAUCUACAGUUACUGAUCCUCUUUAUUUUUUAGAUAAUUCUAAGCAAGCAUACAUCUUGUUAACCAAAGAAGUACAUGAGAGGAUCUUAUCUGGGCAAAUGAAACUUUAAUUAACCGUAUAAGCUUAUAGGCUAUUAGUAGACAGUCUGUGUCUCUACAUGAGCUACUGUGUUAGAAGCAGUGAAAAUAAUUACCAAUAUUUAUAUGUUAUUAUCCAGAAUAGUAUUUUAUAUACUUGAUAUUUACUUUCAGAUAUGUCUUGUAUCCUUCCUCACUUGAUAAUUGCUCAUUUCUACCUCUUGAGAUCAGUUACAAGUAAAUGACCUGUAAAACAAGAUUGAAAUCUAUUUUAUAUUAAUUUUGUAAUAUAGAUGCAGAGUCUGAUAGUUUUUCUUAGUACUAAAUUAACAUGAAUGAUAUGGAGAAUGCUAAAUAGUAAAAAAAAAAAAAGAUCCAACGUAUAAAAAUAUAGUGACA